Molecule: messenger RNA, 1926 nt
Organism: Daldinia decipiens
Lineage: Eukaryota; Fungi; Ascomycota; Sordariomycetes; Xylariales; Hypoxylaceae
Product: mitochondrial phosphate carrier protein Mir1
Exons: 3
Coding region: 257-1186 (309 amino acids)
Biological process (GO): mitochondrial phosphate ion transmembrane transport
Cellular component (GO): mitochondrial inner membrane
Molecular function (GO): phosphate transmembrane transporter activity
Source: RefSeq, a predicted model, not a curated record
AGGUUUUCUUCGUCCUACCGUCCCACUCUUUCCGCCAUCUUCCGGCCAAAUUGUUAAUUCUUUUUUUCUGGAGUCAACACACACGACGGCCUCUUCCUGUUCCUUCUAAAAAGCCUCAAAGCAGCAUAAAUCCUCGACUAAGGCAUCACCAAUUGGGCCUCUCUCGUGCACGACUUGACUAUUCGUCGUCACUUCUUCUAAACUCUCCUCUCAAUUUAAUUUUCUUUUCCAUUUUUGUCUCUGCCCGGUAUUCACAAUGGCUGCCGCAAAGGCUGUUAAUGCGCCUGCUCAGGACAGCAGUCUUUCUCUCUACUCUAAAUUCGCCCUUGCCGGCGCUAUCUGCUGCUCCGUCACCCACGGCUCGCUCACCCCCGUCGAUGUCGUGAAGACCAGAAUCCAGCUUGACCCCGUUACAUACAACCGAGGUCUCAUUGGCGGUAUCCGUCAGGUCGUUGCAAAUGAGGGUGCUGGUGCCCUUCUGACCGGUCUCGGCCCUACCUUCGCUGGAUAUUUCCUCCAGGGCGCCUUUAAGUUCGGUGGAUAUGAAUUCUUCAAGCAGCAGUCGAUCAACGUUCUCGGCCUUGAGAAUGCCUCUCAAUACCGAACCGGCGUUUACCUUGUCUCGUCCGCCUUCGCCGAAUUCUUCGCCGACAUUGCCCUCUGCCCUCUCGAGGCCACCCGUAUCCGUCUCGUUUCCGAGCCUACUUAUGCUAGCGGCCUUGUGAGCGGUUUUAGCAAGAUGCUCUCGCAGGAGGGUAUCGGUGCUUUCUAUGCCGGCUUUGGCCCUAUCCUGUUCAAGCAGGUUCCUUACACCAUGGCCAAGUUCGUUGUUUACGAGAAGGUCGCUGAGACUAUCUACCGACAAUAUCCCAAGGAAAAGAUGUCUAAUGGUUUGCAAACGACCGUCAACCUGGGAUCUGGUCUGAUCGCCGGUUUUGCUGCUGCCAUCGUCUCCCAGCCCGCUGACACUAUGCUGUCCAAGAUCAACAAGACCAAGGGUCUCCCCGGUGAGAGCACAACUAGCCGUCUCAUCAAGAUUGCUAAGGAACUUGGUCUCCGCGGGUCCUACAGCGGUAUCGGUGCUCGUCUCUUCAUGGUUGGCACUCUAACUGCCGGUCAGUUUGCCAUCUAUGGCGACAUAAAAAAGGCAUUGGGGGCGGUAGGUGGUGUAGAGAUCUCCAAAUAGAUUUCAGGAUAGAGUAGGAAGUAGGGCAAGAGACGUAGAUUUGAUGAAGUCGCAUCAAUUGUAAAUAUAGAAGAAAUACUAGACUAAUGUAUCACGUGUUCAUCACGUGGUUUCUAUAACACCCAGCUCUGAACAUGUGUUAACUCAGAUGCCAUAGUUUAAGGCGACUUCUUUACUCUUGAAGAUGUCUUAAUUUGAAGCGCGGCCUGAUACAAAAAUCUCCUGGUACCAGUCUUGGACCCCGUCUCCUAUUUCAUGGCAUCUUCCUUGCCGCUUUCAUCAUAUUAUUGGAAAUAUCUAUUAGCUUAUUCGGUCUUGGGACGGCGACUGAUAAUAGCCUGCAUCAUUACCUCUGGACUCUAGUACCGUCCACAUGCUUUGUUGGAUUGUCCCCUGACCUCGGGUUGUGCGACUUUGAAUUACGCUGCUUAGCACCAUUAGAUUUCCACACCGAGCAGCCUUUUUGUAUCUUUCGCUGAUGAGUUGAGAAUCAACCCUCUUUGGCGCUCGUUAAAGGAUUGCCAUUAGAGCGGCAUUGAAAUGCUCAUUCUGAUAGGGCGCCACAUCUAUUGAAUUUGACAUCGAACAGCAUAUGAGUCGCCCUUCAACCAAUCUAUCCAUAUGCUCUAGAAAACCAGAAAUAUUUGCAAGUACAAAUAACGUUUCCUAUUAAUAUAAUGUUUUAUAGGCUAGUUUAUACGAAUAAAUGAUGAUGGUGAGAAAAUACGUGUGUUUACCAU